Molecule: messenger RNA, 3081 nt
Organism: Symsagittifera roscoffensis
Lineage: Eukaryota; Metazoa; Xenacoelomorpha; Acoela; Convolutidae
Product: transmembrane and coiled-coil domain-containing protein 4-like
Exons: 14
Coding region: 261-2894 (877 amino acids)
Source: RefSeq, a predicted model, not a curated record
GGUUGGUAUUAGUACAAUGGGAGUAGGAGAGGUGGCAUACGCCAAUUCAAACUUAGUAGUUACUACGGUGAGAAAUGAAACAUGAACUUCAAAUUAAAGUUCGUAUGGUGCUUUGACGGAAUGAACCGACAAUGCCUUUGUGAAAGCUUGCUUCAACGUUUGUUUAAAUACAACAUGACGUUAUAUUAAGCAAGUUUUUGUGAUGCUGUGCUCAUAUUUUCUUUGCAACGUUUUGCAUUACUUGGCCAGAUGAUUGGAUUAUGGAUGAAAUUACAGCGUCAGAAAAUAAUGAUAUUGGUAUGGAUAAAUCCACUGUGAUGCUACCAUCUGUCGCAAGUGACAUUGAUGUAUUAACAAAUGAUGUUAGUAGCGAUUCAGAAAACAACCAUCAAUAUUCCACAGGUAAAGAUGGCGAUAAUUCGAUUACAGGCCAGAGUGAAUCUGGGGAAAAACUGAACUCAAUGGAAGGAAAAUUGAACUUGAUCGAAGGAGAAGCCAACCGCAAUUCAAGUGCAGGGGAUGUGAAAGGAUCAAUUGAACAGCACGUGAACAACAUGUCUGAUGGUAGUGAGAGUAUUACUGAUGGACGGGAAACGGAGGAAGUGUUAAAACAGAAAGAACCCAGUUUGAAUACGAAUUCUGAGUUUGAAGAGUUAGGGAUGCCAAUUUCACCAAUUAGAGCAAUGGCCAAAAAUGAUACCCCAACUGAGCCUUCAUCUGAUUUUGUGACGUCAGAAAAGACUAAUUUAUCGGUGGAUUCCUCAAAAAUGAUCCCAAAUUCGGCCAGAAAAAACAUGGAAAAUCUGAACAUGAUGUCGCCUUCAGAUUUCGAAGCAACUCUAGCAAAUGCUGAUUCAAAAAGUUGCAAUGAGCCGAAAGUUCAUUCGGAUACCACACGAGCGGACAGUGUGUCAAGUGGCAUCUUUUCUCUAGUAUCGGCUGAUUCGACUACCAACUCGGCAUCCCUGUCGCCCGCUUCUUCCACGAGUAGUGUUGAAAUGAUGGAUCUGGAGCUGAACAAACUGAAGACUUCAACUAAAUUCUCCUAUGCUACUUUGGUGGCUGUUUUACUCGGUGACACAUGUCGGCUGAAAGUGGACAAUAAAGAGGUACUUCUGCCGAGUGGGGAGGAGUGUUCUAAGCUGCACGAGAAGUACUUGAGGGAGUUCCUGCAUGGCUUGAAGAACCACCUGGAACUACCGGAGAGCAUAGAACAGACACUCUACUCACACGCACUUGAAUCUUGUUCGACUGCAAAAGUGGAGGAUGGCAUGGCUAUCAUAGAAGAUUACGUGCAAUGUAUCCUUAUGGAUCCCCAUUUUGAGUUCUUGAAAGAGCAGAAAGCGUCAUCCUCAACCAAAACUUCUGAUUCACAAGCUGAUUUGACAUCAGCAGAGAAGAAGGAAACGUCGUCAGCUGAUGAUUCAGGUUACAAGGCACAGAAGGAAGAUAAUAUGUCAUCGAUAUUGGUUCUAGAUUCGUUGCAGGUUUCAAUGAGGAAAGGAACCUUCGAUGCCCGAUCAAGAGAGCUGUGCAUGCGUUUGAGCAAGUCGCUCGGAUUCUCCCAGGCAGACUACGAGAUACACGAGGCAUCCUUCGUGGACUUCAUGCAGAGUGCAGCUGAACAGUACCAGAUGUCGACUGAGGAGAAGAAGGCACAAGAGGCAUCCAAGAAGAAAAGCAAGAGGAAAAGGUAUUUUGCGAUUGGAUUGGCAGCUGUGGGAGGGGGAGCACUGAUUGGAUUGACAGGGGGACUGGCGGCACCCUUCGUCGCAGGUGGCAUCGGGGCUCUGAUUGGGGGCGCGGGUGCUGCUUUCAUGGCGUCCACUGCGGGACUGGUGGUGAUCACGAGUAUCUUCGGCACUGGAGGAGCGGGACUCGUUGGCUACAAGAUGAAGAGAAGGGUGGGAAAUGUGGAACAAUUCGAAUUCACUUCUCUCUCGGACAAAGUUGGUCUACACGUGGCCAUCGCGAUUCCCGGCUGGUUGCGAGAGGGAGAGGUCAUUUCUCAGCAGUGGGCCGCCUUGGACAUAUCACCCGAACAGUACUGUCUACUCUGGGAAACCAAGUACCUGUUGGAGUUGGGAUCCAGUCUGCAGUACUUGAAGGACAUGGUGGUCAAUGCGGCCAUGAGCCAGGCUCUGAAGCUCACUGUGCUCAGCAGUGUCAUGGCAGCCAUAGCAUGGCCAGCAGCUCUCCUCAGCGCAUCAUCAGUCAUUGACAAUCCAUGGUCAGUGGCCAAUAGUAGGUCUGUGCAAGCUGGUAAGCAGCUGGCAGAAGUGCUGCUCACCCGGCAACACGGCUGUCGUCCGGUCACGCUGGUAGGGGUCAGUCUGGGCGCCAAACUCAUCUACCAAUGUCUCGAAGAAAUAUCAUCCAGAGGUGCUUCUGCUUUGGGCAUAAUCCACAACAUAGUGCUCAUUGGUGCUCCCUGCAGUGGCCGGCCAGAAGACUGGGUCAAACUGGCUCCUCUCAUAUCAGGACAAGUCAUCAAUGCUUUCUCACAAGGCGACUGGAUGUUGAAGUUCAUCUACCGCUCCUCCUCUCUAAGGGCCAAAAUAGCAGGAUUAGGACCCAUUCCACUGGAGCCAAAAAUUGUCAACAUAGACCUCACAGAAGUCAUUCAGGGACAUCUGGACUACCUGGAACGGAUGCCAGAAGUACUCUCAUUUUGCGGGGUCAAGUGCAAAGCGGUCAAGCAGAUGCUGAACAAGUUUUCACUUAGUGGCAAAAAUUUGGCGUUGGAGUCAGGCGAAACAGCAGGUUCUUCAGCAUCAAAAUCAGAAAAGGAAACCUCAAAAUCAAUGAGAAACUCCACUUCUUUUAGUAAUGCUAAAACAAACAAAACGACUGAUGGCAGCGAAAAAAUUGUGAAAAGCAGUUCUUAUAAUUAGAGACAUAUACUGUUUCAUAUCCAUAAGUUUGCCUCAAAUUUAUGGCAGCUGUAAAUUCGGCCUAUCUACGUGUAAAGAUAGUUAGAAUCGGUUUUUAUCUUGAUGGUGCUGUAUGCUCAAGUUCAAUGUUAAUAUAUAUUCUUAAUAACUUAAUUCAAUUGCCCUAGCGAUUAGUAAAUGUAAUGCA